UUGUUGCGUCCGUGUCUUUCGCUGUGCGGUGCUUGGUUCGCAGUGACAAAAUCAGUAGGGGUAUAUCACUGAACGUCGACGGUAACCGAGUGGAUCGCCGGUGUGGAAAAGCAUGUGGUUUCCACUAGGAAAUAUGAAUACGGUUUACUAAAAUUCACUCGAAACUUUCGGAAAAGUUGAUCUGCAGAUUUCAAUUGCACACAACACACGCACACACACCAGCUCGCCCAGAUACGGAUGCACACGCACACAUAGAUACACAGAUACAGUGGCUUAAAAGUGAAGUUCGGUUUUCACUGAAAUAAAAAACAGCGCGUUUCGUUUUCGCACUCGCUUAAAUUACAAAAGUGAUUUUUGUGUUGGUGUAGGUGCAACUAGUGCUGUUUUCGGGGAAACGCGCCUUAAAACCACGAAAAUAACUCCGACUAGCAGUGAAAAAAAGCUGAAAUCAACUCAAAAAAGCAACUCCAAAAAGUUGGCGCUGGUCAAAAAAAAUCCAGCUACAACAACAACUGGACACUGGAAACUACAACUACAACUACACUACAAAAAAUAAAGCAGGCAGCAAAAACAAAAACAACAACCCAGCAAACGGCAUUCUUUCGCGCAACAACAACGACUCCAAAGAGAGAGAGAGAGAGCAGGCGCGCACACAGAUACUCGCAUUGCACUGGUGUUGGUGAAUUUUGAUUAAAGUGUGUGCUCUCCCUCUCCCACACUCAGCCCGCGUUCCCGCCCCUACCCCUCCCCGCCCCCUAUCCAGCGACGCUGGAAUGCGGCCCGUUCGCUGUUGACUGCGCAGUCGCAGCGCGCGUCGUGGAAGAGGUCAGAAAACAACAACAACGAAACGAAAAUUUUACUGUUAGGCAUUUAUCGAUAGCCAAAUCGAUAGAUCUGUUCAAAAGUGCACAGUGAGAUUCAAAACCCAAAACUACAAAUAGAAAACUCAGUUAUUGUGGAUUACGCGAAACAGAAACAACAGCAACAACAACGAUGCCGACGACUGCAGCGGCUUAAGCAACGUAUUUCGAACGCGCGCGCUGUAUACGGAAAAUGAUGCAGCAUGCGAGCAUUUUGCACCGUCAGCGCGCCUUUGGAAGUAUGCGCGUCCUCAGCCGAGCAACUAUCACCAGGCUCGCGAUUCCUGGCCCUGAGACUUCUGGGGCAGCAGCAGCCGAAAACCUUGUACUUCCUAGUCGAUGCCAAGAGUCGAGUUCGCGAGGUCUACACGCAGACAUGUCUGCACUUUGCCACGCAAGGGAUGCUGGACACCGAACUCUUCGGUCUGGCUGUGCUCAUAGAUGGCGAGUACAUGUUCGCAGAUCCCGAGAGCAAGCUCUCCAAAUACGGCCCGAAGAGCUGGCGAUCCUCGCACACCCACGGGCUGGAUGCCAAUGGACGACCGCUCCUGGAGCUACACUUCCGAGUGCAGUUCUACAUCGAGAGUCCGUUCAUGCUGAAAGAUGAGACGUCCCGCCACAACUACUACCUGCAGCUGCGCCACAACAUCCUGCAGCGCGAUCUGCCCCGAGAGCAGGCGGAGCAGGCCCUGGUCUUCCUGGCUGGACUGGCUCUGCAGGCGGAUCUGGGCGAUGCUCCGCCGGGCCCGGGAUCGGGUAAUUCCAAGGAUGAUUCGGGCGAGGAGACGUCACCCCUCGGCGGAGGCAGAGGACUGAGUGCCACCACAACGUUGCCCAAGAUCAGCAAGCGUGCCAACGAGAGGAUGUUGAGGCUAUCGACCUAUGUGGCCUCCACCUCGAAGAGGGAAGCGAUACCGCUGCCACCGACCCUGCCGCCCAAUGGAGCGGAUUACUACCGGAUAGAGGACUACCUGCCCAGCGGACUGCACACUCCGUGGGCGAGAAGUGCAAUGAGAGCCUGUCACCGGGAGCACCUGGGAAUGGCCACGGCCGAGGCGGAGCUGCUGUACAUCCAGCAGGCCUGCAGUCUCCACGAGACCAUCAAUGCCCACACCUACAGGAUGCGGCUGGCCAAGAGCGAGCAGGGUGUGGGAAGUGCCUGGUUUGUGGUCUACGCCAAGGGCAUCAAGAUCCUGGGAGGAGAGUGCACCAGCAGCUCGUCCACGCCACCGCCCGAGGCCACCACCUUUCUGUGGCCUAAUAUCACUAAGCUCUCCUUCGAGCGCAAGAAGUUCGAGAUCAGAUCGGGGGAGAGCAGGAUCACCCUGUACGCCGCGUCCGAUGAGAAGAACAAACUCCUGCUGACUCUCUGCAAGGACACCCACCAGUGGAGCAUGAAGCUGGCGGCCCGGCUGAAGGAGGUGUCCAAGCGCGAGGAGGAAGAGGCUGCCGAAUCGCAGAGGCUCCAUGCCAGCUACGCCUGCUCCAGAAGCCUGCUCCUGCCCUACAAGAGUAAGAACGAGCAGCGCAUCUCGGUGAUAUCGAGCACCAGUUCCAAUACCACCUCGGGGAUAGUGAGCGAUCGAGUGCACUCCGAGGACGAGCUGGAAAUCAUGAUCAACACGCCGCCUGCUCCCUUGGCUGCUCCCUCCACGGAGAGCUUGGCCCUGGCCCAUCUCUUGGACCGACCCAGUGUGAGCAGGCAAACUUCGAGCGUGGGUCAGAUGUCUCUGAAGGAUUUGGAGGAGCAACUGGCUGCCCUGAGUGUGAGACCACCGGACGCGAACUCCAAUGGAGCCACCUCCGUGACGAACUCCUCUGUUCAGCGAAACUCCAUGGGCACAGCGGCGAAUGAUUCCUCCACGGCCACCGAUUCACCUAGUUCCCAGCACAACAUUGGCUCCCAGUGCUCCUCCACCUGCAGCACCGUGGUGGUCACUUCGCCUGCCGGAGCAGCAACAGGAGGAGCGGCUUCGUCAGGAGCUCCCGUGCCCGUGCACUCCACUUCGUCCAGUUUGGAGCUGGGCUUUAGUCACACCGCUCAAAACUCCGCUCUGAGCGAAUCGAACCCCGAGGAUUUCCUAUCUACAUCCGCAAGGGAGGAAACGGAGAGUGUGUCGGGUGCAUCCGGAGUUUACACUCUGGCCCAUGGAGCUCCACCCACCGAAACUUCGGGAGUAUACACCAUGCACAGCAGCGAGUUGACCGGCCAGUCCUCGGAAAUGGCCGAGUCGGAGAAGAGUUCGCACUACGGAAUGUUCCAGCCGCAGAAACUAGAGGAUGGCCACGUGCCACAUCCCGAUUCUGUGGAUGGAAAGAAGCCAGAGGAGUUCCGACUGCGAUCGGAUUCAAACAUCAGUACGUCCAGUUCCUUCAGAGGCGAUGGCAGCGAUCCCACGGAUAACAAACAUUCCCUGCUCUCCGCCGAGGAGCUGACCAAUUUAAUUGUGGGCAGGGGUACCUAUCCCAGCUGCAAGACGGUGUCCAGCAGCCUCCAUUCGGACUGUGACUACGUAACCCUGCCAAUGGGAAGUCAGGGAGUGGAGGAGGUGGAUCAGCCCCCAGCACCACCGCCACCCUACAGUGCCAGGCACGAGAAGACCGGACUGUGUGGCCCACCGAUCGCCAAGCCACCAGUGCCCAAGCCCAUAGCUGUGGUGGCUCCCAAGCCGGAUACACCACCGUGCAGUCCGCCAGUGCCUCCGGCACCACUUCCAGCUCCACCACCACCGGCUCUCCGACGCCGAGACCCACCGCCAUAUUCCAGCUCCAGCAAGCCCAGACCCACAUCCCUGAUUUCCGUGAGUUCCUCCGCCAACCCUGCGCCCAGUGCCGCCGGUUCGAUGAGUUCCCUGAAGUCUGAGGAGGUGACGGCCAGGUUUAUAACCACCAGGCCGCAGAUUAGUAUCCUGAAGGCCCACACCAGCCUGAUUCCCGACGGAGCCAAACCCAGUUAUGCGGCACCGCACCACUGCUCGUCGGUGGCCUCCUCCAACGGAUCGGUGUGCAGCCACCAGUUGAGUCAGCAGUCGCUGCACAACUCCAACUACGUCGGCGGCUCACAGGCUUCACUGCAUCACCACCAUCUGCCGGCGCACCACCGACAUUCCGGAUCGGCCGCCAUUGGGAUACCAAUAGUUCCUUACGGUCUGCACAAGAGCACGGCUUCACUGCAUCACCAGCAGUCCUGCGUGCUGCUGCCGGUGAUCAAGCCGCGUCAGUUCCUGGCCCCACCACCACCCAGUUUGCCCAGGCAGCCGCCACCACCGCCUCCACCGAAUCAUCCCCAUCUGGCGAGUCACCUUUACGGCAGGGAGCUGGCGAGGAAGCAGUUGGAACUGUACCAGCAGCAGCUCUACAGCGAUGUGGACUACGUGAUUUACCCCAUUCAGGAUCCAGCGGUUAGCCAACAGGAGUAUCUGGAUGCCAAGCAGGGAUCCCUGCUGGCGGCCAUGGCGCAGGCGGCACCACCACCGCCGCACCACCCAUAUCUAGCCAUGCAGGUGUCGCCGGCGAUCUACAGGAGCACUCCCUACCUGCCCCUGGCCCUGUCCACCCACUCCAGAUAUGCGUCCACCCAAAACCUAUCGGACACCUAUGUCCAGCUGCCGGGGCCUGGCUACUCGCCCCUCUACUCCCCCUCGAUGGCCAGCCUGUGCUCCUCGUACGAGCCACCACCGCCGCCGCCCCUUCAUCCGGCCGCUCUGGCAGCACACGCCGCCGCGGGGGCCAGCGCCUCCUCCUCCAUGUUUGCACGAUCGCGAUCAGACGAUAAUAUUCUGAACUCGCUAGAUUCAAUGCCCAAGGGGAGGAGGUUGCCACCGCCUCCACCACCACCCUAUGUGAACAGGCGGCUGAAGAAGCCACCCAUGCCGGCGCCCAGUGAAAAGCCACCUCCAAUACCCUCAAAGCCCAGUCCCAGCUUGAUGAUGAGCCCGAUGCCACCGCGGAAACCACCCACUCUCAACCCGCACAAUGCCAACUCGCCGCUAACGAAGACCUCCAGCGGCGCCCAGUGGGCGGGAGAGCGUCCAAGGCCGGAUUUGGGUCUUGGCCUGGGGCUGAACCGGGGAAACAACAGCAUUCUGGCCCAGCUGCAGGCCUCCAUGGCCGCUGAGUCGCAUGCCCAGGCCCAGGCCAAGGCCCAGGCUCUGGACAUUGCCCUGCUCCGGGAGAAGAGCAAGCAUCUGGAUCUGCCGCUGAUCUCGGCGCUCUGCAACGACCGCUCCUUGCUGAAACAGACCAAGGUGAUGAUGAAUCCGAAGACGGGCCAGGAGAUACCCACCUCCAGUGCGCAGUCUUCGGGGGCCACCACCAACGGGGGUUCCAACUCCUCGGGAGGAGCAGGCGGAACCCUGAGCAAGGUCAGGAAGGGAUCCACCGUGAGCCACCGCCAUCCGCAGGACAAGCUGCCACCCUUGCCUGUCCAGCAACUGGCGGAGGCCAACAACUACGUGAUCGAUCCUGCCGUGAUGAUGAAGCAACAGCAGCAGCAGCACCACAAGACCAGCUAGACUCGCAAAGCUAAACGGGAACCGGAAACGGAACCGGAAAUGGAAAUGGACAAACGGGUCCAAGACGACACUCUUCUCUCUAGAUCGAUUGCUGUUCGAAGUGCUGGCGUAUUUGUGUGCCCAGGUGAAGAGCUGAUUCUGCGUUCGGAAAUUUGCAUAGAUCGAGUGGUGUAAAAAGAGUUAUCUUUAUUCGAUCACAGUGUUUCGGAGGGUAGAGAUUCGCUGGGCAGACAAGAGGGGGUAGAAUUGUAAACCCACCGGGAAGAAUCAGUUAACAGAGCAGCAGAAACAGUAACAGCUUGAUAGGAACUAACAUGCAUUUAACAAACAUAACAGAAGCCAGUUUUUAGAAGGACCAAUCAUAUAUGUUUUAUCCUUGGACCCUUGCCACCUACUAAAUCUUACUGAAAUCACAAGAGAAACACAGAAAACUAGAGUAACAAAAGCCACUGAAACAACUGAAACACACAGAGUCAAUACCUAAACUAACAGAACAGGACGUGAGCAACAUAACCUCAAAUACGCAUUCAAAUAAUCAGAACCCAGUCUAGUCACUUAAGGGAAUUGGUAACGUAACCACAGCAGAAGCCACAAUGACACACCAUCGGAAACGGAAAUGAAAUAGAGAGAGAGUUGAACAAAAAGGGAAGCAACAAUACUCAAGUAUAAAAUACGACCACUACCUAAUUAACUAAACUACAUCGUAGAACUUUAGUCUUAGCUGCAAAUACUUAGUUAGGCCAGAAAUGCGAAUACUUAACACUAACUACUUCCGCCCAAACAACUGUGAUUGAUUUUUUUAUUUAAACUUACACUAAAUUUACAACAACUACUUUAGUCAGCAAGAGCCGCGCAUAACAACAUAUAACUAUGCAAAUUUUUUAGUACGUAGCAAUCGCCCCUCACACGAACCACACACAUACUCACAACGAAUCGGGCCAGCGAAUGUAUCGGGCGAGAGCCGUUCGAAUCGGCUGUAAAGCGGUUCGGAUUGGCUCCGCCCGAUUCGGUCGCUGGACGAAAGGAACUAAAGAAUUUCAAGAGUGCCUAGACUUGCCCUCCAUUCCCCACCAUAGUAGUAAGCGAGAGAUGAUUAUGAUUUAUUUUUUGUAUCCACUUUGUUUAUUAUUUUUUGUUCGAUUAUUAACCCCCCCAACUAUUUUUUGGAUGUGUGAGUGUGCGUGCAAAAAUGAUUUCGAGUUUUUGAUGGAUGUCACAAAUAUUUGCGUAGAUUUUUCUCGACUAAAAGUCUAUGGCUAAAUUGAAGAAUGUGAUCUUUGAGAAAAUGUAAAAUUUUUGCCAUAUAUCUUACAUAUACACAAAUAUACAAUUAUUUUAAUUUAUUAAUUUACAAAACAACAACUUUCAAUUAAUGCAUUUAUAAAGCAAAUCGUUGAAGCAUCCAACAAUCGUAUACGAUAAGUAAAAAGUCCUUGAGUAGCAUACAAAAGUUGUAAAAAUUAUCUUUGCUAAAUAAAAUGAAAAUUCAAAUGAAAAACGUAAAAA
Drosophila subpulchrella is the source of this 6880-nucleotide messenger RNA. RefSeq names its product protein expanded (gene ex). The record is from RefSeq and is a predicted model, not a curated record. Gene Ontology annotation, cellular component: cytoskeleton; cytoplasmic side of apical plasma membrane. NCBI's taxonomy places the organism in Eukaryota, Metazoa, Arthropoda, Insecta, Diptera, Drosophilidae. The transcript is spliced from 6 exons. The coding region runs from base 1064 to 5374 and encodes 1436 amino acids. Gene Ontology annotation, biological process: positive regulation of hippo signaling.